Molecule: messenger RNA, 1605 nt
Organism: Antechinus flavipes (yellow-footed antechinus)
Lineage: Eukaryota; Metazoa; Chordata; Mammalia; Dasyuromorphia; Dasyuridae
Gene: ABI3
Product: ABI family member 3
Exons: 8
Coding region: 98-1165 (355 amino acids)
Biological process (GO): regulation of cell migration
Cellular component (GO): lamellipodium
Molecular function (GO): SH3 domain binding
Source: RefSeq, a predicted model, not a curated record
CCAGAGGAAGGGCAGGCAGGGCAGCCAAUCAGAGCCCAGGAAAGGCACAAAACCGGGUGGCCGCGGGUGAGAGGAGGGCAGCCAAACCCGGGGGGCCAUGGAUGAACUGCAGCAGCUCCUGGAGUUUGAGAUCCCCACGGGCCGGGAGGCCCUCCGAAGCAACCACAGCAGCCUCCUCAGAGUUGCUGACUACUGUGAAAGCAACUAUGUCCAGGCCACAGAAAAGAGAAAAGCCCUGGAAGAAACCAUGGCCUUUACCACUCAAGCCCUGGCCAGUGUGGCCUACCAGAUCAGCAAUCUGGCUGGCCAUCUGCUGAAGAUGCUGGAUCUCCAGGACACUGGGCUGAGGCAGGUGGAGGCCAAUGUGAGCACUCUGGACCAGAUGGUGAACAUGCACAUGGAGAAGAUUGCCCGAAGGGAGAUUGGAACAUUGGCUGUGUUCCAGCGGCUGCAGACAAACCAAAAGAUCAUCCCCCCUGAGAACCUACCCGUGAUGGAGCCCUACUAUAGGAAACCUCUCAACUUCGCCUGCCUGGAUAAUGUUGGCCAUGGGAUUAAGGAUCUGAGCACUCAGCUGUCCAGAACUGGGACACUCUCCCGAAAGAGCAUCAAGGCUGCAGUUGCCCCUCCCUCAGGAACACUGGGUCGACUCCCCAGAGUCCCCCAACCUGUACAUCUCCCAGUCAUUCCUGAUGGCAAAAUCUCUGCCGCCUCCUCUCUGACUUCUUCCAGUAGCACUGAAGGUAUCUGUGGGAUCCCCGUGGCCAAGGUGCCAAUGAUGCCUCAAGCCCCAUCACUCCCUGAUUCUAUGUCCCCAAAUGAAGCACUGGAGAACUCUCUUUCUGAGGAGCUGUCCACACCCCAGCCAGUACCAGAUCUGCCCCCACCCCUAGACCUGCCUCCACCCUUGGAGAGUGAUGAACUGAUGCUCCCACCUCCUCCACCCCCUGACUUUGAUCCAGAAGAACCAACUUGGGCCCCUGCUCAGUACUUGGAGAAAGUGGUAACGUUGUACCCUUACACCUGCCAAAAAGACAACGAGCUCUCCUUUGAUGUGGGCACUACCAUCUGUGUCACCCGCCGAUACUCGGAUGGCUGGUGUGAGGGUGUCACCUCUGAGGGUUCUGGCUUCUUCCCUGGAAACUACGUGGAACCAAGCUGCUAAUAGCCUGUCCUUCAUGCCACCUGGGAAUUCUGGUACCAAAAAAAGGGACAAAAUGAUGCCUUCUUAACCUUUCCCCCAACAUUCCCAAGUAGCUCCAGCCUUUCAGACAAGCUUUUCCCCUGCACCUGGGGAGAAGGGGGGAAGACAAAGCUCAGCAGUGAGACAAAAACAGAAAUGAGGCAUCAGCUCCAGAGGAUCCUGAGACUGCACUUUUUUUUGGUCUUGUGGGAGGGUGGUGGAAUUGUUUGAAGAGAGGCGAUGUUGGGUGGGGAAACCCGUUCCCUUCAUGGCGAAGGGAGAUGGAGAGGCAACAACAAAGGAUGGUGUUGGCAGAUGUUUUGUUGGUAGGUGAGGCCGGUGGUCUAAAAUUUGGCGAUCAUGUAUCCAAGAAUGGAGAUUAGCCCUCCCACUCCUCUGAAUAAAACCCUUGAAAAGCUCGA